AUGAGCAUCAAGGCCCCACCCACCCUCCUGCAGCUGGCAGGGCAGAGCCUGCUGAGGAACGAGGCCCUGGCCAUCUCUGCUCUACAGACACUGCCCAUGGAGCUCUUCCCUCCUCUGUUCAUGGAGGCCUUUGCCCAGAGACGCACUGAGAUCAUGAAAGCCAUGGUGCAGGCCUGGCCCUUCCCUUUCUUCCCCCUGGGACCCCUGAUGAAGACUCAAGACCUGGAGACCUUACAGAUCACCCUGGGUGGGAUUGACAUGCUGCUCCGCCACCAGGUUCGUCCCAGGAGAUGGAAACUGCAGGUGCUGGACCUGCGGACUGUGCACCAGAACUUUUGGAAGGUGUGGGCUGGAAACAUGGCUGGGUACUGCACCCCACAGGCCAAGAGCAUCAAUCACGCAGUGGAGGUCCAACCAAGGACAGGGGUGAAGCAGCCCUUGCGGCUGAUAAUUGACCUUAACCUGGAUCUUGAUGACCUACAUGAACUCCAGAUACACCUGUUUGAGUGGGUCCUGCAGAGGAAAAGUUCAGUACAGCUCUGCUGUAGGAAGAUGCAGAUUUGGGGACUGUGCACUUGUGGCUCCAGGCCAUGGCCCAUCCACAGGGUCCUGAGCCUAUUGGAGCUGAACUGGAUAGAGGAGGUGGUCCUACAUUGUCCCUGGUCCCUGUGCAUCCUGGGUGUGUUUGCUUCUUACCUGGGCCAGAUGAGAAACCUGCGCACACUCUGCAUCUCUCGUACCUGUGUGUUGUUACGCAUGUCUCCAGAACAGAAUGAGCAGCUUGUCACCACCUUCUCUUUUGAGUUUGGCAAACUCAGCUGUCUCCAACAGCUCUAUAUGAAUGGGGCCUAUUUCCUUCGUGGCCAUCUGCACCAGGUGCUCAGGUGCCUGAAGACCCCCUUGGAGUCCCUGUCAAUAACUCAAUGCCAGCUUGAAGAAUCAGACUUGGACUAUCUAUCUCAGUGCCUGAGCAUCAACCAGCUCAAAUAUCUGAGUCUGAGAGGAGUCACGCUGAGCUAUGUAGAUCCAAAGCCCUUCCAAAUUCUGCUAGAGAGAGUCUCAGACACUCUGAAGAUCCUGAACUUGGAGGACUGUGGGAUCAGGGACUCCCAGCUCACUGCCCUCCUGCCUGCCCUGAGCUGUUGCUCCCAGCUCACUACAUUCAACUUCUUUGGGAACCACAUCUCCAUGUCUGUUCUGAAAGACCUGCUGUGCCAUACUGCCAAGCUGAGCCGGUUGAGCCAGGAGCUGUACCCAGUUCCUCUGGAGAGCUAUGAUGGGCUGGGUUCUGUGAUCACAGAAAGACUUACUCAACAUUGUGCUGAGCUCUUGGAUACACUGAGGACCAUAAGGAAGCCCAAGAUGGUGCUGUUUGGUACUGAGGAGUGCCCUCAAUGUGGCAGCCGAUGUUUCUAUGACAUGGAGCACCAUCUAAGCUACUGUUGGAUGUAUACCUAG
This is a messenger RNA of Castor canadensis (American beaver), 1458 nucleotides long. RefSeq names its product PRAME family member 12-like. Gene Ontology annotation, biological process: negative regulation of apoptotic process; negative regulation of cell differentiation; negative regulation of DNA-templated transcription. Gene Ontology annotation, cellular component: cytoplasm. Lineage: Eukaryota; Metazoa; Chordata; Mammalia; Rodentia; Castoridae. The record is from RefSeq and is a predicted model, not a curated record.